UGUAACUCUGUCUGACGCAGCCCCCGCUAGCUUAGUUUAGCACAAAGUCUGGAAGUGAAUGGCUCCAGCUAGCAAACUGCUUCCAAUAACUGACAAAAUAAUGCUAUUUAUGUGUUGUGAUUUGUAUAGUAACACCGUGUACAAAUAACAAGGUGAUAUGAGACACAGCCAUCUUUUAACAGUAUACACACUGGGAACUAUAUUCUCAGGAGACGAAGCACUGCUACUUGGGCGGAGGUAUUGGGAAAGGUAUGUAUGGACUUAUCUAACUCUGGGGGAUACGGUGAAUACGCUAAAUGCCCAAAAUCUGGGCGUGUACGUUUAACGCAUAUGUAAUGCGUUACUUGUUACUUCAGAAAAGUAAUAUAAUUACGUAAUGCACGUUACUUGUAAUGUGUUACCCCCAAAACUGACUGUAUGUAUUACGUAUUAAUUGACUAAAAUCAAGUAAUGCAGUCAAUAUACUUAUUAUGAAUAUACAAAAUAUUAUUACAAUAAAUAGUAUAAUUUUUUUAUGUUUUGGAUCUAUUCAACAUGCACUUUAAAUAAUUAAAAAGCAGUAUGCUACAUUGUUGUCAAGUGACCUCUUUAUGUUGCAUGUUUAAUUUGUGUGUGGCCUUAUUUUAGAGUAAUAGAUGCAUCACAUGCAGUGAACAUACAGCGCUUGAACCGCAAUUUUAGCAGAACGUAUUAAGCCUAUCCUGCUUUGUUAUAAUAUAGAGCUAUAUUAUAAUGAGAUAAUUGAUUAAAAUAAUGAAAUAAAAACUUCAAGGUUAUGAGUACACAUUUGCUGUUAUAAUUUAAUAUCUUAUAUUUAUGACUUGUUUUCUUAUAAAUAUGAUUUAUUGAAGCACAGUUUUAUGUGGCGGAACUGGGCUUCCAUAAUAAUCACUACUGUUUUACUUCAAUUCAAGGUUGUAAACUAUGUCUACUCAUAUAGUAUAGCACACUAUACUUAAAACAUGUGUUCCUGUAAGUCAUUCUGUUAUUUCAUUCAUACAUUAUAUUUGCAUACUACACAGUAAUUGUGCUGUAUACUGCAAAAAUGUUAAGAGUUUGAUUCCUUCAGACAUGCACAAUAUUACUUACUGUAAAAUCUUCCUUAUAAUCUGUGUUGUUUGUGCUUUGGGGUAUACCGUAUGCACGUUUGUUGUUUCUGUGAGGACAUUAAAAGCCUCAAGUAAAUCAUUUUACACCAGAGACCAGCCUCUCAAUAUACACUAGUGAGCAAACUGAAUAAAUGAUGUGAUAGAUCGCACGAGCUCUGUGGAUAAAGGCAUGUCAAACUUUCUUGUGACAGAUGGCCUGUGCAUAAAAACAGGUUUCUUUGGUCUUUAUCUGUAACUGCUUUAUGUUAUGUAAAGAUUCUUCGUAGAUAUUAAGCAUUGCUGCUGUGUGCGUGUGACAAUAUGAUUGUGUGCGUACAGUACGUUGUCUUAAUUCCAGAAUUUCUGACGUCAGGUCACUUUGUGUUGAGGUCAUUACAGUACAUGAUGUCACAGGUUUGGUCUUUAUGAUAGGCUAUAUUUCCUUUAUGGACUGGAAGAACGAUAUAACUAGACAUAGAAACCUAGAGUGCAUUGAAAUACAAAUAAAAAGUUUGUAUUUCCGUGCACACGGAGAGAUUUAGCCUCAAACAACAAUGCAGGAUUGUGUUCUCAUGUGCAUACAAGUAAUGCCAGAAUGUGUUAAAUGUGCAUAUAUUAUUGAGCCCACAUACAUCUGUCAGAUAUCUUGCCAAAUGCUAUUUUUUGUGUCCAAUAUUUAAAAGCAUGGCCCAUGGUGUGACACGAUGAAUGAUAUUGCCCAGUUUUAACUUUCCCAUUUAUGGGUUCAACAAUGACAUAUUACAGUUUGUAGUGUUUAUUUAUAGCAGCAUUAUUAGUUAUAUGUGUAAAAACAAAACUAGCUUAACCAUUAUAUAAUCUGAAUCUAAAAGGACCGUAAAUCACCUUUUAAGAAUAUUUUGGAAGGUAAGGAAUAGAGGAAAGGGUGCCUGUAAAUGUUUUCCCCUGGGGCCUGAUGUAUUUGCAGCUGUCUUGCGACUAAAGUUUUUUGAUUCAUUCAUUCAUUGCAUUGGGACAUUUUUUCUGAAUAUUUUUUAUGUUUUUCCCCCCCAUAUUUUAAGCAAUUUCCAUUUGGUGUGCGCUAACUUAAUUAUUAUAAAAAUCCUUAGUAAUUUUAAGUAAUCUAGUAAGGGUCUAGUCUCGUGUUUUAUUAUGGUUGUUCUGCGCCCUCUGUUGGACAAAAGCAUAUUUGCAGCAGACUUUAUUCUUAUUUGGUUUUAGUGUGGGCGGUCCUGGGUUGUGGCUAAAAGGUAUACAGUUACGGCCAAAAUAUAGCGCUUCUGUUUUCAUCAUCAUAAUCAUACCCCCAAACCUAUCCCUAAACCAAGCAUUUAACGGGAUUUAGGCCGUAGCUGUAACCUAUCUAGCCAGAACAUCUGUUUUUCAACAUAAUUCUACCCAUAGCAACAACCUAACGCUACAUCUCGCGAGAUUUGUCCGUAGCUGUAUCCAUUCUAGCCAGAACCGCGAUCCUGCUGUGUUUCUUUUACUUUCUCUACAUCACUUCCUUCUGUACUAGUCCUCCUACAUGCAUAGCUACAGUAUCGUAUACUGGCGGGAGAUUUGGAGAGAAGCGUUUCUGUAAUGCGGUGUCAGACACAGAGACAUACAAAUAUUUGAAGACAGUUCACUUUUUGACAGGUACGCAUGAGUUUAAUAUCACGAUAUUGUUUUUAAAGCAGGCAAACAGCACCAGAGCAUCUGUACACGUUGUUUAAUGGGAGUCAGCGCACUAAUGGACCCGUUAGACUUUCUAACAAAUGAAGAUUUGUUAUUGUUUUUCCGUCGCAAGAAAACGGAAAUGUCCUGCAUUGAUCAGCCGCACACUUUCCUCACCCAGCUUCGGGAUUACGACCUCCUUCCUGAGAAACUUUAUAAGAAGUUAAAAACGAUGCGCUCUCGUGAACAAAAGCAGAAGGGUGUCUAUGAGGUUUUGGAGUGUCUUGAGAAAGAGAAUCCUAAUCAUAUGCAUCAGUUCUGGGGAUGUGUGUUUAAAGACCACAUUUUGCAGCAGUACCCCACACUACGCCUGCUCAAAAACAGCCUGAUGGACGGAAGCUUCAAAUUCUACGAGAAACCCUCUUAUGCUGAAGGAUCACCUGAGACUGAGAAGAAUGAAGGAAAACAGGAGAAAGCGAAGAAAGACAAAAAGAGAAAGGUAGAUGAUGCAAGUGGUGAGGAUAGUGAUGGUCCAGGUCCUUCAUCUUCCUCCAAGCCCGCGCGGAAGAAAUUAAGCAAGAAACUCUCCUUCUCAUCUCCUGUAAAGAAAGGAGACAGUCAGGAGAUUUGGAAGUGGCCUAUUUAUAAAACUCAGCUGCCUGUAACCUGUGGCACACAAGAGGGUAACCUUCAUCGGGACAAGCUGGCCAAAGGGGAGAAGUGCAUUUUUGCACAGAAACGCUGGUUCAGUCCAUCUGGUUUUGAGCAGUUUGGAGGGAAAGAAAGGUGCAAAAACUGGAAACACAGUAUUCGUUGCAUGAAAACACCACUUAAGAAACUCAUUGAGGAGGGGCAUCUUCAGUGUCCACCGAUUGAGAGAAGAAAACGUACAUGUGUCUUAAACACCACACCAGUGCGGCUUUCUGACAGCUCAGCAGACAACUCCAGCACGAACUCUAGUGAAACCAGCCUUGGGACAGAAGAGGAAAGAGACGCUGAGGAUUUCGAAGAGCAAGGAGGAAUGGAGUUCAGAGAGCGAGUAGAGGAAGAAGAGGAAGAAGAUAUGGAAGAUCUUUCUGUUUUUCAGACUCCCUCUUUGCCAGUCACCUGUGUUUCACUUAGUGGGACUCUACACAAGUAUCGGUUUGCAUCAGGUUUGCGUGGGAAAUGUAUACGUACCGAUGAAAGCUGGCUCACUCCUGAAGAGUUUGUCAAACAGGAGACAACUCUCACUGAUCCAAACUGGAGAAGAGACAUAAUGUGUCAUGGCAAAACUCUUAACUUCUUAUUGAAGAAAGAUAUUCUGCGCAUCCAUUCACUCCUUUGUGAGUGUGAGAAAUGCAGUGAUCAAGAACAUGACCUGUUAGUACAGAGAAAUGAUGAUGUGUGUUAUGAGUGUGGCUCUGAUGGAGAUCUGGUGUGCUGUGAUGAGUGUCCACGAGCUUUUCAUUCACAAUGUCACCUGCCAGCUGUAAACGAAGAUUCAACAGGAGAAUGGAUGUGUACUUUCUGUGUACUGAGGACCAAUCAACAGUGGCGUAACUCCAGUCACAUAACUGAAGAAGAAGCUUUGAACCUCCCAGUGUCCUCCCAGUAUAGACUGUACUGCGACUACCUGCUGUUAUAUAUGUACAGAGAGGACGCCCAGCGUGUGUUUGUAAAGGACCCCCGCAAAACAGUGCGGCGAUAUGCUGAGUUUGUUACUCAUCCCAUGUGGCUGGACAAAAUCAAGCUGAAGCUGGAAGCUAAGGAGUAUCAAACUGUUGGAGACUUUGUGUCGGAUAUUCAGCUCAUCUUUAGCAACUGCAAGACAUUUAACAGGGACAAUGAAUUUGGCAAAAUGGGGGCCAGACUGAAGGAUUUGAUAGACAGGGAGUUUAAGAAAGUCUUCUCUAUCCAAUAACAUUUCUCUUUUUAUCUCUGUUAUAAUUUUAAACGAAAAUAUGCUAUUAUAUACUCCUUUCUUUUGCAUUAUGAUGUUAUGUCAUUCUCAUCAUGACUUACUAAAGACUUUUUUCACAAACUCUUGUUUGUAUAGACGGUAUGAAAGAAAUGAGAUUUAUCGCUUUAUACUUUAUCAUGUCACUGUUGCACUGUAAAACUUGUUUUAAUCAUUCCACAAUAGAUUUGUUUUAAUCUUUUUAAUCGUUUAUUUUUGUCCAGAUUAUGUUUUGGUUUUUGAAACAAUCAUCUUUAUUUAUUAAAUUCUGUGCACAUUAAACCAGUAUCAGACAAAGUAUUUUGACAAAAUAUGACACGCUGCUUCUUUAAGAAAUAACCCUGAAUAAGCAGAUCUAAUGUUUAAAGGGAUAGUUCACCCAAAACUGAACAUUGUGUCAUCAUUUACUCACCCUCAUGUUGUUUUAAACCUGUAUGUGUUUAUUUAUUUUUCUAUAUUUAUUUUGAUAAAUGAUUGUAAGAAAACAGUAAAAAAAACAAAUACUGUGGUAGUCAGUGGGUACUGUCAACUGUGUGCUUGCCAUCAUUUAACAAAAUAUCUUCUUAAAACAAAAUUUUUGGGUGAACUAUCCCUUUAAGUGUCAGUCAUAUUCACUCUUAAAAAUAAAGGUGCUUAAAAGGUUCUUCACAGCGAUGCAAUGGAAGAACCUUUUUGGUUUCUCAAAAAAACAACUAGCCAAAGGUUCUUUAAAGACCCAUAUCUCUAUACAUUUUUAUAUUUUGAAGAAGCUUUUUUGUUCAGAUGUUAAAAGGUGCUUUGAAGAACCAUUUAGACAGAAAUGGCAUCAUAAAGCAUUUUUAUUUUUAAGAGUGUUCUCAAUCUAAUUUACAUUGCCGUCUAUUCCUUGCAUUAUCAAAAUAAUGUGUAAAAAUCUUUACAUUUCAAAAUUAUUAUUUUAAUCACCUGCAAUGUAUGUAUAUAAAAUUAAAGU
This is a messenger RNA of Misgurnus anguillicaudatus (oriental weatherfish), 5617 nucleotides long. RefSeq lists its product as uncharacterized. Gene Ontology annotation, biological process: regulation of transcription by RNA polymerase II. Gene Ontology annotation, cellular component: nucleus. Gene Ontology annotation, molecular function: DNA binding; protein binding; DNA-binding transcription factor activity, RNA polymerase II-specific. The record is from RefSeq and is a predicted model, not a curated record. Lineage: Eukaryota; Metazoa; Chordata; Actinopteri; Cypriniformes; Cobitidae.